AGGAGAAGGACCUCAUCUUGUUAGUCUGCACUGGGAACAUACUUGGUUGGCCCCAUGGUGAUUGACUUUAAUAUUCCUGUGGAUCUGGAGCUUUUGGCAAAGAAGAACCCAGAGAUAAAGAUGGGCGGUCGUUACUCCCCCAAGGACUGUGUUUCCCCUCACAAGGUGGCCAUCAUCAUCCCGUUCCGCAACCGGCAAGAGCACCUCAAAUACUGGCUGUAUUAUUUGCACCCGGUCCUCCAGCGCCAGCAACUGGACUAUGGCAUCUAUGUCAUCAACCAGGCUGGAGACACCAUGUUCAAUCGAGCUAAGCUCCUCAAUAUUGGCUUUCAAGAGGCCUUGAAGGAUUAUGACUACAACUGCUUUGUGUUCAGUGAUGUGGACCUCAUUCCGAUGGACGACCAUAAUACCUACAGGUGUUUUUCACAGCCACGGCACAUUUCUGUUGCAAUGGACAAGUUUGGGUUUAGCCUGCCGUAUGUCCAGUACUUCGGAGGUGUCUCUGCUCUCAGUAAACAACAGUUUCUUGCCAUCAAUGGAUUUCCUAAUAAUUAUUGGGGCUGGGGAGGAGAAGAUGAUGACAUUUUUAACAGAAUAGUUCAUAAAGGCAUGUCUGUAUCACGCCCAAAUGCUGUAGUUGGAAGGUGUCGCAUGAUACGACACUCAAGAGACAAGAAAAAUGAGCCCAAUCCUCAGAGGUUUGACCGGAUUGCGCACACAAAGGAAACUAUGCGUUUUGAUGGUUUGAACUCACUUUCCUACAAGGUGUUGACCGUACAAAGAGACCCAUUAUAUACCAAAAUCACAGUGGACAUUGGGACACCAAGAUAGCAUUUUGGAACAAAUAAGAGACCUGAAAAUGGCCAGGGACCUCCGAUGUGUGUCUCUGCCAGUCGACUGGGCUGGUCCCCCUCAUUUGUACAGUCUGAAUGGUAGUUUUCCUUGCUGUCAUUCAGACACCUUUCCAGAUGCCCAGGGUGAAUGUAACAUUUGCCCCCAGCCUGGCUCGGCACUGGAUGAAAUUCUACAAGGUGUUUGUCAGUGAAAAGAAGGUCAGCCUUUGGAGGCUUCUUGGACAUGUCCAUUGUGUCGUCUCCAAAGAGGCAGAACUGUACACAGAUCAAAAUGUAGUGACUGUGAGUCACAUUCCCACUGCUGAGACGCUAGAUUAUGGAAUGGUAAGAACUUGCUCUGAUCAGUGAUGUCUAUACUUCAUGACAAUUUGGAGACUGCUGCUGGAUUCAGAUUGAUGUGAUAAUCUUGAAGUUUUUAUACAAAAAAAAUCAAAAUUUCAAUCAGCCUCAUGUUGUGUCCCUGUCCCAUGUCCUCUCAUUGUAUGCAACUAUCACAAUCACUGUGUGUGCGUGCUUUCUUUGCAAAAGAAUUUUAAAACUUGAGCCUGGAGCGUGGUACUCUGUUGGUGUGUGUGUGGAUUCCAAGACUUGAACUCAGAGCAGGAGCUUGGAUACUCUCACCCACACAACCUGUCUCCAGAUCCCUGUCUGAUUUCUGAAUGUAAAGUUUUGUUUUGGGGGCUUUGUUUGUUCGUUUGUUUUUUAAGAAGCAGUUUGUAGUGUCUUAAAGACUAAAUUGAGUGCUUCUAAUUAUGCUAUAGCUUGAUUCUGUGUUGAUCCAAAUUGGAAUAGCUAUUGAGUGUUAAGUCAUGACAAUUUAUUUUUCUAGGCAUGCUAUGUACUUGAAUUUCCUAUGUAUUUUUCUUGGGGUAUUUUAAAUGUGGGGAAGGGAUUGAUUAUUUUUUAGGAAGAAAAAUAAUGUAUGUUGUAGUGGUCACAAAUGAGCCUCCGAUUUAGCUGGCAGGCCAGGUUUUACAAAGAGCAAAAUUACCAUCAGGCCCCUUGAUGAGGGCAAAGCAUACAGGUCAGCAUUACCCUGCCAGACCCCUGGGUCAGGAACUUGGGAGACAGCAUCUGCCUACCUGGCAGAACUCUCCCUCCACGCCCCCAGGUGGGCCGGGUGGAGGGGCCCUCAGCCUGCUAGAACUGACCCCUCAGGGCCCCUGGCUGUGGGCUUGAAAAUCUCAGCAGUCAGUUGUUUACCGCCCUCAGAGCCUAGCACCACACUCCCUGACCCACCCACCCCAAGUCGCGGUUCUUCCUUUCCUCCUGCUUUCUCCCUUCUCCCUUUUCACUCCUUCACCUUCUUCCCUAAAAUUUCCUGUGGCGCUCAGGGUCAGAAUUCAUUCUCCAGCAUGAUUGUGCCUUUUAAUUAGAGGUCUAGAAAGUUCACCGGAACCCACAUCCCGCUCUUCCUGAGAAUCCUGGUGCCUACAAAGCCCCUCAUCGCCACUCAGGGUUUUAGCAGGUGCUCCCAUCCCUCGAUCUAACCCACGGGGGUCAUUCACUAACUCACCCGUGCUGGUGUGCAGUGCUGCGGGGUGAGAUAACCCCAGCCUUUAGACCAUCAGGCUCGGAAGGCUUGUGAAGUGCAACCUGGGUUGAGAUCCUCAGAUGACAGUCUAAUCCCAGAACUGAACCCUUUUCCUCGUGGCAGCUGGUCUCCAGCUGAGUGUAGAUGCUGAGCGGAGCGAUGGCCCUGAUCUUACCUGUGCCUUUAUUGCUUUGAGCAUCACAGUGUCUAACUUGCUGCUUUCUCCAGAAGCUUCUUUUAAUGUGUGGUUAGAAACUAUUAUCCCAGCCAAAGCAGUCAGGCUGUGUAAGAUCUGUGCUCUCUCACUUCCCCAUGCCUCUAGAAGGCCAUUAAACCAGAGACUGGCUUUGGGGAAAUGGAGAGGACAUUUUUCCUGUCCCCAGAUCCUGACCUUUCCAAAGUGCCUUAAAGGAUGGGAGUCAGAUGUUGAGUGGUGUCUUCUGUGUCGACCUCCUUUACUCCUGAAGUGAAACUGCCUCUUCUCUGUGCUGCUCCUCCUGGGUUUGUUCAUGUCAAAUAUGUGGUUCAUUCUCAGAACCAAGGGAAAUGGUUUGGCCUGUUCUUCCACCUUCCAGCAUUCUCUGGGGCCCCUCAGGCCCAGGGCACAGCUAAGACACUGCGGGGCCUGGGCAUUUGCCUGGCCCAGGAGAUGCCAUUGUCAGCAGCUUCCCUUGGGACUGGAGGGUUGAGGAGUCAGGGAGCAGCAUUUCCUUCACCUGGGAGCUGGGACCCCGGUGUCAUGUGCUGUGCCUUUCUCUGUCUAUAUUUUUGCUAGUGACCUGUGUAGAGUGGCCUUUGGGAAAGAUCAGUGGCACAGGAAGGCAAAGGAAAUGCUGUGCCGGGCUUCAGCCUGGCAGGGUCUGCACUGGCCACUGGGCUGUUUGAGAUGCCUGUGAUGCUGUGUAUGUAUUUUCACAUCCCGUGUAUGCAAAUGUGUGUAUUUACCAUUGGGACUAGGGGUGGGGAGCUGUCUCUGACCUUGAUGUUCAGAACAGACAACUGUAUUUUUGCCUUUGAAAUGCAGUAAUAUAACAUGAAUA
Messenger RNA from Onychomys torridus (southern grasshopper mouse), 3428 nucleotides. RefSeq names its product beta-1,4-galactosyltransferase 1 (gene B4galt1). Bases 55 to 831 code for a protein of 258 amino acids. The transcript is spliced from 6 exons. Gene Ontology annotation, biological process: protein N-linked glycosylation; carbohydrate metabolic process. The record is from RefSeq and is a predicted model, not a curated record. Gene Ontology annotation, molecular function: cytoskeletal protein binding; beta-N-acetylglucosaminylglycopeptide beta-1,4-galactosyltransferase activity. Lineage: Eukaryota; Metazoa; Chordata; Mammalia; Rodentia; Cricetidae.